Molecule: messenger RNA, 4463 nt
Organism: Bombyx mori (domestic silkworm)
Lineage: Eukaryota; Metazoa; Arthropoda; Insecta; Lepidoptera; Bombycidae
Product: beta-1,4-glucuronyltransferase 1
Exons: 6
Coding region: 410-1753 (447 amino acids)
Biological process (GO): protein O-linked glycosylation via mannose
Cellular component (GO): Golgi apparatus
Molecular function (GO): glucuronosyltransferase activity
Source: RefSeq, a predicted model, not a curated record
CAGCGCCAAGCCACUUUCAGCAGGUCUGCAUGUCUUCCGCAAUAUAUACAUUAAAAGUGAAGUCCUGAUUUCCCCCUACAUGUCUAAAAGCUAUGACGCGCAUGUCCGCCACAAGACAUGCGCAAAGAAUUAGUGGUAUCGCUCUCAAUGCGCGUGUAUCAUAUUUACAAAAUAUUAACCAAUCCAGAAAUUAACAUAUGAAACAUCAGUAUUACAUGCAGGAAUAAAAUACGAAUUUUAUUAGUAUUAUGUAGUAUAGCGAGUGUAUUGAAUGUUUUGAUAACCUUUAAUAUUUAAAUGAUUGCUUGAUUAAUGUAUGCAGCGUGAGAAAAUAUCCAUAUGAUAAAAAGGUAGAGAAUACAAUUUAGAAACAAAUAGUCCAGGUGAUGAAUAGAGGACGAUUACAGGAAUGGGUUACUCUGUGGUCAAAAGAUCCAUCAUCAAAGGGCGGAGGGACAAAAUUUGGAACUGGCGCUGCCGAUGGAGCAUUGUGACGAUAGCGGCCAUAGCGCUAAUAUUCUACAACGCCGUUGCCAACAUCUGGUUGUUGCAUCCCACCGCUUGUCCCGUCAUCUCAACUGCCUCUCCCUCAGAUCCUCCAUCGUGCGAACCAUGCAUAGACACGGUACCGAAUAGCGCAAUCGACGACGAUCCGAUCGCGAAACUCGACUUGCGAUUAGGAAGGUGGGACGGAUCUCGAAGCUACAGACUCUUCGAUUACGCGGCUGUGGGAGAGCUAUACUCUGAAGUAUCAAGCAACAGUAAGGUGUGCCUCGCCACUCAGAGCUCCAUCGAACGCCUCCACGAGUUGCUAAGAAUAGCCGCGCACUGGACCGGACCUAUAUCAGUGGCUGUGUUUGUCGCUGGAGAUGAACUAAGACUUUUGAGAGCGUUCACGACAUGGCUAUUUCGAUGUCAACCAGAAAUAUAUUCAAGAGUUGCCUUACAUAUUGCGAUGCCAGCAGAAAGACCAGGAGUGCACGGUGUAGUACCGAGCUGGGCAAGGGAUUGCCGCUCGAAGCCGUUGCCUCCAGGAGAAAGAAGGGCAGAUACAGUAGCUUGGAGGGCACGACAUCCAUACCCUCAGAACCAUAUGAGGAAUCAAGCACGGAAGAACUGUCAUACUUCUUACGUUUUUCUUGUCGAUGUGGAUAUCGUGCCGUCUAAGGGGAUGGCAGCAUCGCUCGAUAAGUUCUUGACAACAGCACCUAAAUGCUCGCUCUGUGCCUAUGUUGUUCCGACAUAUGAACUAGACAAACGCGUGGCGACCUUCCCUAGCAGCAAGUCAGAACUUUUACGCCUCUCCAGAAAUAAAUUAGCCAUUCCGUUUCAUAGAAAAGUGUUUAUUUACAACCAGUACGCUUCUAAUUUUUCUAGAUGGGAGGCGAGUGGAGGCAACGAGACCAGCGAGACCCACAUCUCCCAUAACGUGACCAACUUCGAGCUGUUGUACGAGCCCUUCUACGUGGCUCCGGACACUGUACCUGCUCAUGAUGAACGGUUUCUGGGCUACGGCUUCACGAGGAAUACACAGGUAUACGAAAUGUUUUUAAUAGGUUAUCAGUUCAGGGUCCUGUCACCGAUCUUUACGAUCCACUGGGGUCUCCAGGCGAGGCGUAACCGUCCUCUCUGGCGCGAGAAGCAAAACGAGAAAAACCGAAAGCAUUUCGAGACUUUCAAACGCGAACUGUUCGCCAGAUACCGGAGGGAUCCUCUACAUCUCCUGAAGAGACCACAGCAGAAGAAAACAUAGGCUUCGCAAGGCCGUGCGACUGCUGUUGCCGGCCUUAUAGUGACACUUGUGUUUUGGACAAUAUGAUCGUUGGUUGUAUUGGCACAAUUAGACCAAUGUUUGGACAAAUUUGGCUUUUGUAGUGUAGCCUGUAUAUCGUAUAUUUUGGUCAGUUAAUCAUUAUUUUAUGGCCUAAGCUAGAUUAUUUUAAUGUGACUUAAUAUUUUCAAAAAAGAAGACGGUGGCUGAUGUACGUAAACCGUAAAUGUUAAUAUUUACUACCAGAAUUGACGUAGGCUGUGCUGUCUCUGGAAAGAGAGCACCGUAAUGCUCAAAUAUUGUUUGGUGGUAGGGCGUGCAAGGGUUGGCACCUCCGCCUAUAUUGGACCCUGUUUGGAUAGGAUAUUCUUUUUUCCCCCUUUUUGGCACUUCCGAUGUGAUUUUUUCACACCUGAAUGUGGAGGCCUUUCGUAAUGGCUAGAUCACUGGGUCGUUUAGGCCUUAGUCUAUAGGCCAAUGAAAGAAAAACACAAUUAUUUAAGUUAAGAUUUUACAGUUUUCAUUUUUUAUGAUCUAGUACUGAAAUAACUGCAAGUCUGACUAAUGUCAGAUACCCUAGUAUGGACAACAAGUGAUAGAAGCAAGUAUUUUUAAUUAGUAUCAUUACGUUGCAAAUUAGUAGUAGGAAGUGUAUUUAUUUAGUGUAAUUCAGUUAAACGCGUUGACAUAUUUAAUAAUAAGAGUGUUAUUAUUUUAUAAUCAACCAGCGACUGACUUGUGAAAACGGUAUGCGCGAUCUCCUGAAAUGAGCGCACCAAAAUCGGAAUAUGCAAAUGUUAGUUCUCUAUUUUAAUUUAUUUCAAUAGACGUUAGUGUACAUGACAGUUGCAAACUAAUAUUCACGUUUGAGAGUAUUUUUGAAUACAGUAGAUAUUGCUAUCAACAUGAGCGAUGAUUAUACUUAUGUUCGGAUGCGUAAUGUGCGUUGUUUCCGGUCCGGUGAGCUUCCGGGGCACAUCCAAGGCAUUGUACUCGUAUGAAGUGUUGAAAGCUUGAUCGUUCACACCUUUAUGAGGUUCGCAUUAGAAUAGAAAAAAAUAUAUGACGUAUAAUACGCAUAUAACUGUAACUAUACGGAGACCUUAGAACUUAUCUCAAGGUCGGUGGCGCAUUUACGCUGUAGAUGUCUAUGGGCUCCAGUAACCACUUAACAUCAGGUGGGCUGUGAGCUCGUCCAUCUAUCUAAGCAAUAAAAAAAAAAGAAAUAUAAGCUGAGGUUUUUCUCAAAAAAAGGAAGACGAAGCUAGAGAAAGACGCUUGACUGAGAUCACGAAACCCCAUCAAAAUUUUUGAGCUAAGCUUAGGUACACCUCAAAACAUACAAGCAGAUUAAUUUAUUUUAUAAAUUUCCAUUAUUAUUGCACGCAGUAACUUUCUUCGUCACGAAGUCUAUUAUUCUUAUAAAACAUGAGGAGUCAUCUCCGAUCUGCCGGAACAUGACCGCUUGCUUAUAUCUUUCUUUAGUGUAAGAAAACAUUGUUAUAGCAGUUACUCCAACUUUUUUGUUCGAAUGUGUAAUUAAUUUCACUAAAUCGUAUUUUAAAAAGUAAAUUCAUUUCACUGGCGAUUUUUAUAUUUAAACUACAAAUAUGAUGUUGAUUAAUGAGGCUUAUUUCCUCUUAUGAAUGUAAUAUUAGUGUUACACACGGAGUAAGUUUACUCAUAGUUACUAUGAGCACGAUUUAAAAAUGUAAGAUAGUUAAACGUUCCUAAUAAAUAUGUCCCAAGAUGAAUCAGUACAAAUCACUUGUUUGUAUUUAUGUAUAUGUUGUUGUCGCUUUUGUUGUUAAAGUUAUACCAUAAUAAUUAAGGAAAAUAAUAUAUACUGGGUUGUAUUUGAAGAAGUCGCCGGCCGGUUUGAAGGGUGUACAGCAGUUACAUGACAUUCAAGUUCUGACGUCUGCGGGUCCCCUUAAUGCCGUGAGCUUAUUUGAAGACGGCGACAUUGUAUAACUUUUGAAAAUAUUACCGCUCCAUAUGUAGCUACAGUGUUGAAUAAUCGAAGAGGAGAAUGUAAGAGAUAAUCAUUCUCUUACAUCUAGAAUUGACCUCUGGUAGUCAAUCUUUUUUCAUAAUCUAUUUAGUGAUAAUCAAUAAAAAUAGAUCAAUUUUAUGUUGUAUGUUAUAUUAAAAUUAUGUUUUUAUUGUCACUCUGUGAAUGUCGGUUCACUAACAACAAGAAAAGGUAUAUAAUGGUUUUAAAUAAUUUAGAUAAUAGUCUUUAUUUAAUGUUAUAUUUUUAGUAAAAUAAGUUUUAAUUUUGUUGAUAUAAUUGAUAAAUAGUUUUUAUUUUGUAUAUUUUAUUAUUAUUUUGUUUUGUAAUAAAGUUUUUGAAGUUUAACGCACAUAAAAAUAGUUUAGUGAAUUUAUUCAAAUUGUUUAGUUACAUGGUUAGUGCAAUUUAUUUAUUAUCUAUGUAUAGGUGUACCAAAUAUUUUGAUGUUAAAAUAUUAUUAUAUUACAGUAUUAUUAGCUAAAAUCAUUGACUUUUCUAUUAACUUGACUUUAAUGAUAGAAUCAUUUUUCGGUUACAAUUACAGAUGUAUUUACAUGCAACUGAUUGAAUUUUUUUAUUUAUUGUUAUCAUUUAUUUAAUUUGUUUAUGUACAACUUUUGUCCCUUGAAAUUUGUACAUAAAUAAGCCGCAAAUAAACAUUAUAUAAAUUAUAAA